Molecule: messenger RNA, 10978 nt
Organism: Cuscuta europaea
Lineage: Eukaryota; Viridiplantae; Streptophyta; Magnoliopsida; Solanales; Convolvulaceae
Source: the annotation of a GenBank genome assembly
CUUGGGAAAUGCUUGGCCUUCAAGCCUUGGGGCACUUGGAUCUGCACAGUGGAGAAGGGAUGUUCGUGCCCAUCCACCUUAGGAUGAUCAUCUCUGUUGGGAAUAUUUUAUGGUGUCCAAUCUAAUUAAAUAUCUUUGUAUUUGUGUAGUUAUUAAUUAAAUGUGUAAUAUGGGUCACAAAUGUAAUUCAGCUCAUUAGCUUCUUUGUAAGCCAUAAGUUAGUCAUCAUCUCCUAUAAAAGGAAGCUAACUUAUGCAAAACCUAAGACAUUAAAGAAUAGAGGCACACCAAGCAUAGAAUAGAUUUCACACUACUCUCUCUCUCUCUAAACGGAGAGCAGCGGCCGGUUUAUACGAUGUUCCAAGGUUCUCAACAUUUGUAGUGAUGGAUAUAUAUUAUCCAGGACCGGGGGUGCUCGAGAUUAGAUAUUUCUUGUAUUGGGCCUAGCCCGUUCUUUGUAUCGGCCCAAUGGCAUGUCAUACGCCCAAGGGUCCUAUUCAUAUUUGAUGUAUUCCUUGUAUUAGGCCUAGCCCACUAUCCCCUAGGUUGGCCCGAUUCUCCUUAUAAAUAGUCCAUGUUGUAACCCUCAAAGGAGAUCGAUCUAAUUCAUUGAUACCAUACACUUCUCUCUACUUUGUUCAUUCUCUCCUUCUUCUCUCUAGAUCUAGAUAUUAUAGAUCAUCAAAUUGUGCUUUCAUUGAGAGAUUGAACAAAAAUCAAGUUAGAUACUCCCUGAAAUUAUCCAAAAACAGUGAAACACAGUGGCAGAUUGGGAAAAACUUUAUCUGCGAUGCUGGAAUUUGGACUGGAAACACAAAAUUUGGGUUUUCACGAUUCCAGUGGAAGCGGAGGAUGCUGAUCAUCUUCUACACAAUCUCAGCAGCAUAGGAGUUAAGAUUUCGGAAUGAGAGCUACGAAUCUGAUCUAAAUCUCGUCCGACAGGAGAGGAGGCCACCACCAUCUCAUCCAACAUACUGGAAUCCCAGAUCUGGGAAAGGCGAGCGAGCAACCAUCUCCCGUUUGUUGUUCUACCGUUCCAGACAUGACCAAUCCUCACGCAAAUCUCCGGGAAUUGCAUUUGAUUUCUGCUCAUUGCUGGGACUAAAGUUUAUGACCUCCGCCAUUAAUGACUGGUGGGAAGGAAAACCGAGCUCAAACCUAUCCUCAACGUCCCAGACCAGAUGCUUCUGCUACCAUUAAUGGCGCCCAUUCCUCAUCCUCGACCAGCUGUGACAUUGCGACAGACGCGCGAGCUCCGACGCAGGAGGCAUCUCUUCCUCGCCAUUACCUUCAGUCGCCUAUCUCUGGCUCUCUGGUCCGUACCGCCUUCGGCAGUUCUGACUGAUGUUUUCGGCACCGGCAAACUUUACUGCUCUACUCCCGGUUGAAAUAGCGGCCACAAUAGAACGUGAGCGUUGACGAGACCGAACAGAGGAGGGAUAGGGGCUGACGUGGCUCUCUGUCCUCGACUUGAAAAACCGUUGUUGACUGACCCGGUCUAUGAGUUCUUGAAUUUCCCGAACAAGGUUGAAGCCGUUGCCACUUCCGACUUGCAGCUUGGAAUUCUGAGGCGGCAUUGGUUCACUCCCUAACCUGCAGAUCCAAAAUAAGGGCUAGACAACAAUGGUCCAGCCCGUCCUUGGCUAUUUCAAGAGCUAAGUGCACAAAUUUCUCACUCUCUUAGUAAACAUAGCAUUAUUUUUAUUUUUAUUAUUAUUUUUCGUCACCAUUAUUUAUUAGGGAUUAACAUCCCGAAUUAAAUAAUGUGAGUUAAUCUCAAGUGACAAAUAAUCGUCGUCAUUAAAUGAUUGUGAUUUUGUGUGGGCCCCUCGGUCCGCUUCCCGGUCCUCUUUAUUUAGUGAUCGGGGCAUCUUUUAAGGGCAUUGUAUUGUUCCGACGACACAUAAAUUCUGACCUUAGAAUACUAGUGACACUUUGGUACAUGAGGUACUCAUGGGAGUCAUUUCAAGAGACGUUUAUUGUCCUCUCAAAGCGCUUAAGACAACAUGCGUUAACGGGGAACGCCUAAACAGUGGGCUAGCCCCUUGGCCCGAGGGUCGUAUGGUACCCCGAGGGCUCAUAUUGAUCAUCAUCAAUGCCAAGGCCCUCAUAUUACGACCGCUCGCUCAGAGUCGGCGUUACCAUUUCCAGAUGGGCUCACAAUGCCUUAUCUUCAUCUCACGACCGGCUCCUCAACGUCGAGGCCGUAUUCAUAUUUCGGACUGGCAAUUUAGUGUCGACGUCCUUAUAUUCUGAUCAGCCUCUCACGACUGACAAAAUCAUCUUCGGACAGGCUCCCAACGCCUUGUUUUCAUCUCGCAAUCGAUGACUCACCUCCGAGGUCGUCAUAUUUCGGACCGACAAUUUAGUGUCAACGUCCUUAUAUUCUGCUCAGCCCUUCAGGCUGGAUAAAUCACCUUAUGGAAGGCUCAUAACGCCUUGUCUUCAUCUCACGACCGGCGCAUUAACGCCGGCGUCGUGAUCUCAUGAUCAGGCUCGUCCGUUCAACUUCGGGACGACGACCAUCAUAUUCAUAUUUUGGACCGGCUCCGCGCCAUUGUCCCAUCUCAAGACCGGUCUUAGCCAUUCCUUUAUCGGAUGGCGACUGUUGCUCAGAUCUUUGGACCGGUCCCUCAGUGCCGAUGUCCUUGCAUCACGGUAGGCCUUGGCCUCAACGUGAUUAUAUAUUUCAAGACCGGUCUUAGCCAUUCCUUUACCGGAUGGCGACCGCUGCUCGGACCUAGGGCUGGCAAUAUCUCCCGCGCUCGCGGAUAUCUAGUCAACCCGAACCGAAAAUAUGAACGAAAACCCGAAGAAAUAUGGAUGAAAAAUGGAUGAAGGGUGGAUUGAAAGACGAGUUGGAUCUGGUGUGGAUGAACACUCAUCCAACCCAUCACCCGACCCGUCACCCGCUCCAUCCACCCGCACCCGCUGACCCACAUAUAUAUAUAUAUAUAUAUAUAUACAUAUAUUAUAAUAUAUAUUAAUAAUAAUAACAACAAUAAUAAUUAAUAUUAAUAUAUUAACAGAUACUACGUAACUGUUGGGAUGUUGGGCCGCAGGCCCAAUACCCGGAUCCAAAGGACCAAUAUAUCCAGUCCGUUAAACGAGACCAGGAUCCAGAAGAUGAACAGGCUCAUGGAGAAAUAUGUACCGAACGGGGUUUGGGUCAACCAAUGUACUUGGGCCAGAUCAAUGAUGAUUCUAGCAGAGUCCACUACCCGUUCGGGCAGCGGGUAGCCAACAAGUGGGAGAGAGCAUUUAUUGCUAAAGUAUGGUGGCGGGAAGUGGGAGUAUAGACUUAAAGUGACCAGAUUAGCAACCAAUUAGCAUUGAGCACCCCAUACCCCCCAUUAGUAUAAAUAGAAUGAUUAAUUUCAUUGUAAAGGGUUAACUUCUUGAUACUCAAGGCCUAGAAUAGAUUUAUCUCUCUUAUUUCUUGUAUUAGUCACUAUUCCGAUGUACUGUUCGGGAAGUUUACUGUGUAAUCACCAAAUUACUUAAUACAAGUGAGCUUUUGAGUAUUCGAUUAUUCAUCUUUUAUAUUUCUUUAUACAAGUGAUUCUUGACCCAUUUUUCUGAUAUAUCCAAAGUUCGUGUUGGGCUUUCGGAUCUGGGGGACUAAACCUCAACAUUGGCGCCGUCUGUGGGAAAUUGAACAAAAAAUUUCACACCAAAACAUCAAACUAAUUUCAAAAUGGUUAGAAUCACUUCUCAUCACACCGGGGAAACUUCAGGAAGAUGUGGGGAAAGCCGGACCCCCCAAGGGCAAUCCAGCCGGGGAUCCUACCCACACUUUGAUGGGGAUUUCUUCAUUCCAGAAGCUCUGAGGAGGAACCCCCAUGCCAUGCGAGAUUUAGCUAAGGUCAUGCAACACCUGGCGGAUGAACAGGAUGGUGGACGAUCCAGCUAUACGGGGGAAACCAGGUACACAACCCCAUCUACGACGCAGUCAUUCGAUGAUGAUACCACCGAUGCAGAAAUACCACGACAUCAAAUCAUUCACGAGCCCAUCGGGGAGAGCGCAAAAGGACUCAUGCGUCCGGGGGAAGGCAUCACACUCCUAGUGACCACACCCCGACCGGGUCCCGGGCUAGAGGAGAUACACUGGUUGGUCGCCAUUUCUAUUCGGGAGAACGUGACAAUACGCGAUUCAGACAGGGACGUCAGAAUCAGAGAACAACCCCACCAGAAGGAAAUCGGGAGUUUGUUAACCUGGGAACUCCAGCACCACCUCCCCUAACGGCCCAAGAGGAAGAGAUGGCCGAAAUGAGGAGGCAGAUGAAUGAAAUGAGGGACCAAAUGAACAUGACGCCUCUACAACCUACCCCGAUGCGGGUUGGGAUCACUUCCCCCUUUACCCGGGAAAUAAUGCAGGCUGAAAUCCACAGGGAUGCCAAACCGCCGACCGAUCAGAUAUAUGACGGGGUGAGAGAUCCCCACGGGCACUUGAGGAGUUACCAAAGGGGGCUUAUGCUACUAGGAGCAUCGGAGGCGGCCAUCUGUCGACUUUUCUUCAGCACACUCAGGGGACCUGCCCAGGAAUGGUUCGGGACCCUGCAGCCCGGAUCGAUCAGCAACUUUGCCGAAUUGUCAUCUUUGUUCCUGGCCCAGUUUGCCUUCGGUGCCACCCCAAAACGACAUUUCAGUUACCUGACCAGUGUCAGGCAGGGCCCGAAGGAGACCCUAAACAAAUUCCUGAAAAGAUGGAGGGAUGAAACCCUGAAAGUUGGAAACAUGACGGAUGAUACAACCAUCACUCUAUUUACUAAUGCUCUCCGAACGGGUGAACUGUAACACCCUCGAAUUUCCCACCAAAAAAUACAUUUAAAUAAUGAUUUAUUGGAAAGUAUUACUAACUUUAUUUGAAAACAUCAGAAAAUGUGCAAUGGAAAAUUUAAAGGGAAAUAGGGGUGCUACCGCCACACUCGGUUUUCUCUUAAUCGAGUGCACAGGCUAAAACAACUUAAACUUCAAAAUCAAAAGUUCACUGAUUAAAGUUAUUGAAAAAGAAAUUUACAAUGAUUUACUAAUAAUGUUUUCUAGCGAAAGUUCUCUCUCGAAAUCAACUUCAACAUCGAUCAACUCAACACCUGUACAAAAUCAUGUACAGAAAGAAAAUAAAAAGAAACAAACAUUAGCAAUAAUACUAAGUAAGUCCCACCUAACCUUUUAAAAUAAUAAUAAUAAUAGUAUAUAUAUAAAUUCGUACAACCAUUAGUAUAAAAAUAUUUUCAAAACAAUUUAUAAAUCAUAAGAAAACGAUAUCUAUACAAAAUCACAAUCACAUAACUCGUGAAUCAUAAUAAUUCCAAAAUACAUGAAACACCAAAAUUUCCCCUCUAUUGAAUUUCUCCAAAAAUCACUUUGUAACCAACUUCCUAGUAAUUUAGAAGGGCGGUGCUCAACACUCUGGUUGAGCCCGGUGAUCCGUUGUUAUGUACAGCCACCCCGGAACUAUCGCCGGUACCACAACUGCUCCUUGGAAACGGAAACAACUACCUUAAGUUUGCACACCCCCUAGAGGUAUCCCAAGCCCUCCGGGUUAGUAAGUCGAUCCGGGUAGCCGGGAUGUUUUCUACCAACUACCCCACCUCAAAAUCUGAAUGAUUAGGAGCUACUACUACCACUACUACUCAAAAGCCGGGAUGUUUUCUACCGACCGUCAAUUCACCUCAAACCAAAACCAAUAAAAAUUGAGUAGUAGUAGACCUAACCACCCUCCACAUUUUAAGGGACGUGGAAAACCAACACCACAGAUUUCUCCCGUGAUGCUCACCCUUUAUGAAAAUAUUUAUUUUUCUUUGUUUUCUCAAAAUCAAUCGAAGUUUAUACUUCAAAAAUUUCCUUUUCAUUAAACUCCCACAAAGAUAACAAAUUACGUACUAUUACAAAAUCUCCCAAAUCAUAUAAAAUAACUCAUAUCAACAAAACAAUAUAUCAACUAAUAUCUCAAAUACAACCCUUUCAUAUAAUAAUAUUCACUCAAAUUCAGCACACAUAAAUUCAAUUCUCAAAUAUGCACACAAAAAAUAUUUAAAAGAAAUCACGAAGAAAAAGAACUAAUUUCGGUUGACGUGAAACUUACCUUAAGUCUCGAUGCUCCUAAUUCUCUUCUUCAAUUCCGGUCUCUAAAUAUACACCUUUUUAAUUAAGAUGAUAUAAUUAGUCACUUAUUCUAUUUGUAAUUAUUUAACCCGAUUUUCCCCAUUUUAUUUCCUUAUUCGAAUUUAUUAAUUUAAUUAAUUAAUUAUCCGAAUUAAUCCCUUUUUAUUAAUCAAAUUACCUUACUAAUUCAACAUUUAAUUAAUAUUUGAAUUCUAUAAUUAAAUAAAAUAUCCGAAUAUAAUUAACUACAAUAUCAAAUUUUUAAUUCAAUAAUCGCCAUUAGUUUACUCUACUCAUAAAACAUUAAUUAUAUAUUAAUAUUUUAAAAAUAUAGGAAACAUAUCCUAAUUGUUCUUAGUUAAACUAUUCAAAUCUUGCAACUACAUUAAUUUAUAUUAAUCAACCCUAUUAAUUAAUCUGAAUAUUAUAACAAUUUAUUUUAAAAAACUAAUCAUCAUUAACUUAAUCCGAUUUUAUUAGCUUACGCAAACACGUAAUAUUUCCAAGUCCGUAAUUAUGUUAAUUUGAUUAAUCUACUUCAAUUAGUCCAAUAAUUAGUGAAAAUAAUAUCUAUUCAACUUUAUUUAAUCUAAUUAUGGUACUAAGUCCAAAUAAUUAAUUAUUAUUUUAAUAUGAUAAUCGUUUAUUAAUUAAACCAUCAAUUCAUUUUACAAAUUUAUUAAUAUGUAAUUAUUCCAAAUAAUAAUUAACAAAUUUGUCCAAGUGAUUACUAUCAAUCAACCAAGCCAAUUUUAUCACUAGUACUUUCAUCCUAGAUUUUAUUAAUAACUUUUGCAGAUUAUUAAUAUUAUUAUUAUUAUUAUUAUUAUUAUUAUUAUUAUUAUUAUUAUUAUUAUUAUUAUUAUUAUUAUUAUUAUUAUUAUUAUUAUUAUUAUUAUUAUUAUUAUUAUUAUUAUUAUUAUUAUUAUUAUUAUUAUUAUUAUUAUUAUUAUGAUUAUGAUGAUUAUGAUUAUUAUGAUUAUUAUUAUUAUUACGAUUAUUACGAUUAUUACGAUUAUUACGAUUAUUACGAUUAUUACGAUUAUUACGAUUAUUACGAUUAUUAUUAUUAUUAUUUUAUUAUUUUUAUUAUUAUUAUUAUUAUUAUUUUUAUUAUUAUUAUCAUCAUCAUCAUCAUCAUCAUCAUCAUCAUCAUCAUCAUCAUCAUCAUCAUCAUCAUCAUCCAUUUGCAUUUGCUGACGCGUCCACAAGUAUCCGAGAAUUUUCGUGUAGGCCUUCAUAGAAAGCCGUCAUCAAGUGCCAGUUUUGGAUGUUGUGAUGUGGACACUGUCGCUGGAGAUCUUUGAAUCUUUCCCAAGCCUCAUAGAGGAGCUCAUUGGGAUUUUGCUUGAAAUUUUGAAUCAUUCUUCGGAUUUUCGCCGUUUUAGAUGACGGGAAAAAUCUUUUGAGAAAUUCACCAUGAAGUUGAUCCCAAGAGGAGAAGUGAUUAUCCGGAAAAGAGUCAAGCCAAUUUGAGCUCGAUCCCGUAGAGAGAAUGGGAACAGGCGUAGUCUGACAGCAUCAGCUGGCACACCAUAUGAUGAGCCAACGUUGAGUAUUUGAAACCAUAUGGAUGAUAGGAGGCUUGAUUUCAAAGUGAUUCAUGUUAACCUCUGGUGGAAUAACACUGUCAUGCUCAUCCACGGGAGGCGUAACAUAAUCAUACAACGGUUUUCUGGUUCUCAUAACCUGAUCCACGAUUUCUUGAUCGGGUACCUGCUCAUUAACAACAACAUCGGUUGACAUUUUUUUUUCUGUUCACGUAUGUGCUUUUCAAUGUCAGAGAAGAAUAACAAUUCACAAUUCGCACCACGUGAACGUGUGAGCAUAAGCAGAAGGGAAUUGGGAUUGGGAAAAGAGAGAGAUGAAAAGAAAAAAUAAAUGCAGAAUUAAUUAAUUAAUUAAGGUUCGCACGUAGUCAGUUGGUAUAACCGAAUAAGACUAGUGAGCCCUUAAAGCAGUAUGAAUAUAUACAGUAAUUCACCAGGAUGCGGCUGGGCCGACAAAUAUGGUGAUUUGAGGGAAGAAAAAAAUAGCUACAGUAAUAAAUACAGUCUCCACCAAGAUGCAGCUAUGCCGACAGUCUGGGGAUUAUUAAGAAAAAAAAAACAAAAAUAAAAAGUGCACUCCACCAACAAGUGGACACGGCCGACAAGCUUGGGGAUGCAAAAUUAAAAGACAAAUGCUGAAAUUAAAGUGCGAUAAUUAAAGUGCAGAAAUUAAAAAAGUGUGGGUUUGAACCACCUUAAAAAGAAAAAUAAACGGUCCGACCAUAUAGGCGGAGUAUCCUUUGAAUUAUAAUGUACAAACAAGCGGUCCGACCAUAUAGGCGGAAUAUCCUUUUAAUUAAAAUGUACAAGUAAGCGGUCCAGCCAUAUAGGCGGAUUAUCCUUUGAAUUAAAAUGUAACAAUAUGUUCAAUGGUCUGAAUGCCCGGAUAUGUUCAGUAAACAAGUCCAACUCCAAUGCUCAGGUAAGAGGAAAAAGGGGCAAAUAAGCCCACGUACUAACCCAAAAAGGUCAAAUAAGCCCUUAUAUAGGAGGCAAUGUCCGGCCGUCGUCAUUUGGGGCGGUUCCCGGUGGAAAUUUUUGAUGCAAUUCUUUGAGCAUAUUAUUCAUUAAGUCUAGUUUACUCAUACCAAAUGUCAGCUAAAACUUCAAUCGGGAAGGCAUUCAAAUGAAUUCUUGAAGAUAACUGCGCAGUUAAAAGUGCAGUGAUCUUCAAGAAUUUAUUUGAAUCCCUUCCCAAUUGAAUUGCUAGCUGAAAUUUGGUAUGAGUAAACUAGACUUAAUGGAUAAGAUUCUUAAAAACAUUCAUCAAAAAAUUCCAGCGGAAACUGCCCCAAAUGGAGACGGUCUCAUAAAGCCUCCUAUAUAAGGACUUAUUUGACCUUUUUGGUUAGUAACCUUUUUCCUAGGUAAUCACAGUCCAUUUUUUUUUUGGAACUUUAAUUAAUCACUUGUUUUUUGAACCUGCAAAAGUAAACAAGAUAACAACAAAAUAAUAUACACACAAUUUACAAUAACUAAAAUCAAAAGUUUAUGCUAUCAUUUUUUUUUCAAAACCGUUUCCCCGGCAACGGCGCCAAGUUGGUGUGUAGCAUAUAAUGGGCACACAACUAUUUUUUUUACCCAAGGAAGUAGGGUGUCGAACCACAGAGAAGCGGGAAAUAAAAUAAUUAAGCACAAACUAAGGAUUAAAGUUGGGAGUGCGUUUCUUUUGAUUUUUGUUUGCUUGGAAAAGUAAUUAAAUAAAAGUGAUUGAGAGAAGAGAUUUUUAUCAACACAAAGUUCAACCAAUAGCAAGUAGGGGUAGAAAUUGGCAACUAAUUGUUCAAUGCUCAUUUGUAAGACAUAAUUGCUAAUUCUAUUCUUAGAUAGACUGUGAGAAGUUGUAGAUAAAUAUUUUAGGACCCAACACAAGUCACCUAAAAUAAGUAACUAGUCAACAUUUCCCAGUGAUGGCCAAAACGAGACUAGUUGUUUAAGUGCAACGGCAACCUUAAUUAUUAACUAUAUUAUUUACCCAAUCCCGUGGUGUAAAUAAUAUAAUUAAACAAUUAAAUUCUCCCGUAAAACUUCAAUCCGGGACAAGUUAAAAGAAGUUUAACGGUGUGUUCAGAAAGUGUUCAUUUGUGUAUUUAACAAACAAUAUGUUUAUGAUUGAGUACUCAUAAUAUAUAUCACAAACACAACAUAAUUAAUUUUCUGGACACAACAAUCUAAAUAGAACAAACUUAACAAUUAAAAUCAAUACAAAUUAAAACAUUAUAAGAACAAUUAAUUAACCAAUUUCUAGCCCCAAAUUUAUUUAGCUAUACGUGUUGGGAAACAUAGAAAUAGAUGAAUCCAUGAUUAAAGUACAAGAUUUAAUGAGAUAAGGAAGAUCAAACUUGUGAUAGAUGACAAUCCUUGGAGCUUUGAUGCUAAUCUUGACUUAAUCUUGGAUGAGAAAGUGAUUAGUUAUGGUUGAAGAUAGGUUGAUGAUUUGGGGUUGAGAAAUGAAGAGAGAAGGAGGAAAUGUUUCUGGGAUGUUUAGAGAGAAGUUGGUCCGAGCUUAUUUGUGGAGUAAGAUGGACUAAGGCAAUAUAAUGAUAAGGUGAUUAAUCAUUAAUUGCUGGAAUUUACGGAAUAGAUGAGUUUAUGUACAAUAAAGCGCAGUAAUGUUACAAUAGUGUGUAGUAGCCCAGAGGAAUGCUUGAGGUCUUGGGUUCAAUGCCCGUUAGCUUCUCCUUUUAUUCCUUUUUUUUUAAGUUGGGCCUGAAGCAAUGUAUCGAACUUUCAACAAAAUAUUUCAACAUGGUUCAUUUAGCUCGUUGGUAAACUAUGCUCUUUCUUGCUGCAUUGAUCAGGGUUCAAAUCCCAUCUGUGUCUUUAUUACUUUUUGCUACUUUUCUCCAAUUUACUCCUUAUUUGCUUUGAAGGAAAUUUCACUUUUGUUAUCCUCCAACAUGAACUUUUAUUUUCUUCAUUUCUCCACGCUAAAUGCAUCUCACCAUCUAAAUAACAUCAAAAGUACCUGAAAAUACCAAAUGCACGCAUAGGACUGCACAAAUACAAAUUAACGACAAAUAAUAAAAAUAUGUACAAAAGUAUAACUUUAAUAACUAAAAUUAUCAGCAAACUAGGCCUAAAAAUUGUGUAAAAUAUAAGCAUAUCAAUUGCAUUUUAGGAGUAUAUUAGUAUUUAAAAAUCAAGUUUGUAUUUUAUACACAAAUUAAAAGAAUAACUUUUAUGUGAUAUGUAUAAUUGGUACUUGAUAUAAAACAUCAUUUUCAUAAUUAUUAUAAGACGUUAUUUCUAUUAUCGAAACAUAUUUAUCUGACUAAAACGUCGUAAAUUUAUAAUUUUUAUCUGAUUGAAAUGUCACA